Frankliniella occidentalis (western flower thrips) is the source of this 1002-nucleotide messenger RNA. RefSeq lists its product as uncharacterized. The transcript is spliced from 6 exons. The coding region runs from base 208 to 1002 and encodes 264 amino acids. The record is from RefSeq and is a predicted model, not a curated record. Lineage: Eukaryota; Metazoa; Arthropoda; Insecta; Thysanoptera; Thripidae.
UCCCCCUCCAGUUGUUUCACGCGUAGGGGGGGCGGGGCUCUUUCUCUGUCACUAGUACUGAAGAUCUUGUGUAGUGCACCGGCUAUCCUAUUCGAGUGACGAAGUGAAAAUAACAAACUGCUGUCCAUCACAACUUUCCUACCUCACCCAACAUCAGGCCACUUACACGAAACCAAGUGUAUGGAGAGGAGGCGGAAGAAUUGACAAAUGGACGAGAAUUCAGAACGGAAUGAAGAGGAACAGAAUAGGGACAGAGGCUAUAAAAAUGAAGUUACACCUGGCGAGGACCGAGAGGAUGAUGAAAAGAUGAUAGUUAGAGAUACAGAAAUAAAUGGACAAGAAAACACUCAGAAUUCGCGAGGAAGGAGGCAAAGACUAAAGAGGCAGCAACAAAGAAAAGACAAGACUAGGGUCAAAUCAAGUGGGAGAAAAGCCAAAGAAAAACUCAAAUCCAAAUUGAAAAGAAAGCUAAAGAAUGCCAAAGGGAAAGAGCAACCUGAAAGUGCUGGACCAUCCGGGACAGAACCAGGGCAGCAAGAAAGCGGACCGCAAAUACCGGAGCCAGCACAAUUAAAAGUCAGUUUAGAAAGGAAUGAAGAGGAAGAACAGAAUAGAGACGGAGGAGAUGAAAAUAAAGUUGCACCUGGUGAUGACAGAAAGGGUGAUAAAGAGAUGAUAAUUGGUGAUGCAGACAGAAUUAGACAAGAAAAAACGCAGAAUUCGCGAGGAAGAAGGCAAAGACUGAAAAGGCAGCAACAGAGAAAGGACAAGACUAGGGUAAAAUCGAUUGGGAAAAUAGCCAGAGAAAAAAUCAAAUCCAAAUUGAAAAGAAAGCUGAAAAAGGCCAAAGGCAAAGACCAACCUGCAAAUGCUGGAUCAGGGACAGAGCCAGGGUCUGGGCAGCAAGGAAGCGGACCUCAAACACGAGAGCCAGCACCAAACCUGUCAAAAGUAAGUCGAUCAUCAAUAAAUUUUGAAAAUGACAAAGCCGACUCAACAUAG